Messenger RNA from Pan troglodytes (chimpanzee), 9146 nucleotides. RefSeq names its product golgin subfamily A member 8N-like. Gene Ontology annotation, biological process: Golgi organization. Gene Ontology annotation, molecular function: protein binding. The transcript has 19 exons. The record is from RefSeq and is a predicted model, not a curated record. The coding region runs from base 4116 to 5957 and encodes 613 amino acids. Gene Ontology annotation, cellular component: Golgi cis cisterna; cis-Golgi network; Golgi cisterna membrane. Lineage: Eukaryota; Metazoa; Chordata; Mammalia; Primates; Hominidae.
UUUCUCUAUCCCCUGGCUUAUGGAAACAACCGCUCUAUUUUUUGUUUCUAUGAUUUUGACUAAUUUUGAACCUAAUGUAAGAGAAAUCGUACAGCAUUUGUCUUUGUGUGAUGGGCUGAUUUCAAUUAGUGUAAUGUUUUCAAGGUUCAUCUAUAUUGCAGCAUGUGACAGGGCUUCUUUCUUUUUUAAGGCUGAUAAUUUUAUAGUAUUCGGUUGCAUGGAUAGACCACAUUUAUUUAUUCAUUUAUUUAUUUAGUUAGUUAUUUAUUGAGACAAUCUCACUCUGUUGCCCAGGCUGGGGUGCGGUGGCAUGAUCAUGGCUCACUGCAGUCUGAAUCUCACAUUCUCAAGCGAUCCUGCCGCCUCAGCCUCCUGAGUAGCUGUGACUACAGGCACAUGACACCAUGCCUGGAUAUUCAUCUUUCUGUGUAACUGGUUGAGAAACAGGGGAGUAACAGUGAAGAAACGGUCUUAGAAUAAAUCUGGUGACAGCAGAAGAGAAUAUGAGACAGAUUGUGCUCACAGAGCCUUGAAGAGUGUGACAGUAUUUGAGGGCCACGCUGUUGUCUUAGAGUGAAGUGAGGAGAACCUGCACUGGUUUGGUAGUCAUGGGAAUGGAAGGAGGAAAGAAAUGUGAAAGCUCAUCGGUGGCAGAGUCAAAAUGGCUUGGUCUUUGUAGUCAACGAUUAAGUGAGAAGGAGGAAUUACUGGCUGACUUAGAAGAAGUAAAAAAUGUGAAAUACCGAUAAAACACAAAUCUCGUGAUUUUAGUCAGCGUAAAGACUAAGCAUUGUGUGAUUCUAGAUAUAUUAUUAAGCAGUUUUGUUCCAGUAUUUUAUAUCCCAUAUCUUGUAGCUAUGACCCUAUUUCUUUGUUUCUUGACAUAGACAAACAUUUUUUAAACUAAGAGCUUUAUUGUGAUACAGUUUUUGUAUGAUAAGCCUCACCCUUCAAGUGUACAGUUCAGUGGUUUUUAGUAUAUUCAGAGUUAUGCAGCCAUUACCACUCCCUAAUUUCAGAACAUUUUCAUCUCCCCAAAAAGAACCCCGUACCCACUAGCAGUCACUCCCUGUACCUCUCUCCCCCACCAUUGAUCCUGGCAACCUCUGAUCUAACUUCUAUCUCUGUAGAUUUGCCUAUCCUGGGCAUUUCAUAUAAAUAGAAUCAUACAAAAGUGGCAUUUUGUGACUGAUUUUUCUUUACAGUGAUUAUAAAUCAAAUGCCUGAAGACGCUAAGCUUAGGAUAGUGUUUGCUGUACAACUUUGAUAACUGAACUUUUGUAAAGCUGAAAAUGUGACUGUGUGUGUAUAUGUGGCAUAUUAUCCUUAGAUGAUCCUUACUUUGAUUAUUAAGAAUUUUUUCCCCUAGUAAUCUUCAACUGUCUCAAUAUUCAGCAGGAACCCCUUGGAGACAAAGAUCAGUACGAAUUUGGAACACCUAUUGACAAAAUGAAUGUAAUUUAAUUUAGUACAGUAGUAAAGUCAACCACUUUUAGGUGUUGAUGCUGCUGAAAGUGUAUAUUAAGGAAAAGUUUACUUACCUUACUUUUUGUGGAGGUGCUAGAACUACUUCUGUCUUGUGUUUAGAUUUCAACAAACCUUUGCAUGGGCAUUAUGUGGUUGCACAAAUGUACUUCGUUUUGACCUGAAAAUGCAAAAACUUCCUUUCUUCCCACUUUCUGAGACUCUGCAACCUUAAAGGAAGAGUGGGGUUCUUUAAAGGAAAGGUGGUGGUGGUUGGGUCAUGGGUAACAAUGUCUACUGUGUACUUCCUUUCCCAAAACAAGUCCCUGUCUACCGUCAGCAUUUCCAAAAUUUGAAGAUCAAGUGUGGUGUUAACUCAUGAACUAAUGACUAGACUUUGAGCGGUUGUGGAAGCAAAAUCUCAGUGAGUGCCUGGAUGUUCUAAUUCUGUUAAGUCAGUGAGUGCAUAUUCUGUACAAUACUCUCUUAGCCCAGUGGCAGGUUUAAGGAGUGAGAGAGAGAGUUCUAUGUUUCGGAAAUCAAAUACACAAAGAAUAAAAAUUUUUAAUCCCAUGAAUCUUUGCCCGAGUUUAAUUUUUUGGAGAGUUUUUCUUUUAGAUUUUCUUUCCCUUCCAUUAAACUUUUACUUAGAAAGGUCCCAGGGUUUGGGCAAAGCAAGUGGGAAAGACACUUGCUUGGAUUCUCCAGGAUAAGGGAUUGAAGGGACUUCUUUCCCUCAUUUUAUUAUUGAAUAAUGUCACAAUAACAAUUAUUAAGGUGAAUAGUCUACAGUGGAAGUUUUUAGAUGCCUUGUCUGCAAAAUAAUUUGGUUUAGUCAACCUAAGGAUGCCUUUGGUUAGCUGGAAUGGGAGAUGUGCAGGUUAGAGUGGUCUUGGCAAGUCUUCCAGGGGGAAAUACAGCAUUUGGAAGGGUAGGAAGCAGAAGGAAUCUCAGGCAAGGGAAAGGCGUGGGCAGAGCCCCAGAGGACAGAACAGGUUUUGGUGGACUUGGUGUCCACAUAGACCUAAUUAGUGGUCUUAGCUUUUGUGUUUUCAAAAUUACCACAGUUUGUGUUCUAAAACUGUCAUUCUCUUGAUUUUAUUUUAGACAUACUAUCUGUGUAUUUUGAAAUUUAAAAUAACAGUAAAGGAGAAAUGAAUUUAUUUUGUUUGAGAAAGAGUUAAAAGGUUAAAACAUCUUGAUCUUAAUAAUUUUCUAAUGGGAGAUUUGGUACACCCCCAGAAGUUGUCUUUGGUUCAGAGAAUAGUCUUCAGAUCUAGAAAGGACUUGAGAAGUCCCAGAGAGGUGCUGCAUGGUCAGAACCAUUUGAUUCUCACGACAGAAUGGAUAAAAACAAUUUGAACCAGGAAACCAUGCAGAUGUUCAUAUUUUGGAUAGGGUAAGGUCAAUGCCGUCGUCAGAGGAAAAGCUCUCGGCCAUCACAGGAUGGGAGAGAAAGUUUGAGUUGUGAAGAAUACUCAAAUGCCGUUUAAGGAAACGGGUUCUUCUGCACCUAUUCUUUGGAAUAUUUAGGGCUAAGUUCUUAGUUUUUGACAUCAUAAAAAUGUCAAAGUAUUCUGUUCUAAGAGCCAUUUCAAACAACUGACUAGAAUUUCAGAGCAAUUACGUGAGAGUAAUACCAUUAAAAUGUUUAAAUUACCCAUAGUCCUAUAUCCCUAACAAGUAUGUUCACGCUUGCAUGUUCUCUUCUCAUCUUUACUGUGUGCAUACUUUCUUAGUAAUGGCACGUAGACAUUGUUUAAGCAGGAAUAAUUCUCGAGAUAGUUUUGUAUGUUUUCUUUUUUCUUUUUAAGGUAGGUAUUGGGUGGAGGAGCAUUAUAUUUGCAACUUCUUGCAAAACACGUGAUUAUUUUCUUAUAAUAUUCAAUUUUCACCCUCAGUAGAGUGUUUUGAUUAUGUAUGUUAGAUAGAAAGUAGAAGGUUCUCUUAGAGAAAUUUUAGUGUUUUUUUUUUCAUAGCUCCUACUUUCAAGAAUGAAAAAGGUAAACCAGUAAAAUGACACUGUACUUGGUGCUGAAUCUAUGCUGGGAUAGGCAUUAAGAGUGACCUUUAUUUAAGGUUCUAAUUUGCUCAUGUUGGGCACUUAGAACAUCAGUUUGUUGCUUUUUGUGAGAUUCUGGAAAUGGUCCAAUUUUACUUUUUCCCCUUGACUCCAGACUUUUUAACACUGAUCUGCUGCUGUUGAGGCAUAUGCCGUUUUGUUAGGCCUCCUCAAGUGGGAAUCAGGAAUGCUGCUGUGUUCCAGAGAUGUUUUGUUCUUCCUGUAGGGCUGAAGCAGUGCCUACUCAAUAGAACCAGUCAUCGUGCAAAGAAAUGCCGCCUGACUCAAAGGCAAAGCCAGAGUGCAGCUUGGAGCAAAGAAGUCAGGUUUUCCUUGUUCCUGCGUGUUCAGCCAUUUGUUUUUAAGUUUGUGUUGAAGGAGAAACUAACAAUGAAAAUGGACUUGUCGAUGGAAGAAAAGUAGGAAUGCAGCCUCUGGUGCUGUUUGAGUGAUCCCUCUGCCCCAGGCCUGGCUGCACACUGCUGUGUUCUGGAAAGGCGCAUUGUGCCCUCGCUGUGGCAGUUAAAAGAAUGUUGGCAGAAAAACAGCCCUAGAGUUCCAGCAGGAGCGAACAGGAACAGGAAAACAAAUGGCAGUAUCCCUGAGACAGCCACUUCUGGUGGUUGCCAGCCACCUGGGGAUGUGGGACUGGGUGCCCCUCUGCCAGCUGAGACAGCCCACACACCCCAGCCCUAAGGAUCAUUCUCUCUACCUUUCCCCCCACUCCUGCUCCACCUCCUCCUCUCUGCAUGCACCUCAGAGCCCGUGCCAAGAACGAGCAGUAGUCCUGGAUUCAACGUCCGUAAAAAUCAGUCGACUGAAGAACACCAUCAAAUCUUUGAAACAACAGAAGAAACAAGUGGAACAUCAGCUGGAAGAAGAAAAGAAAGCAAACAACGAGAGACAGAAAGCUGAAAGGGAGCUAGAGGUUCAAAUCCAGACAUUGAUCAUACAGAAAGAGGAACUAAAUACGGACCUGUACCACAUGGAACGUUCUCUCAGAUACUUUGAAGAAGAGUCCAAGGACCUGGCUGUCCGCCUGCAAUAUUCAUUGCAGUGUAAAGGAGAGUUAGAGAGGGCUCUCUCUGCUGUCAUCGCCACAGAGAAGAAGAAGGCAAACCAGUUGUCCAGCCGCAGCAAAGCACGUACGGAGUGGUGGUUAGAGCAGUCCUUACGGGACCAGAGACUGCUGAAAGCGCAGCUGACACUGUUGAAGAAGUCAUUUGAAAAAGUCCAAUUACAAAAAGAUGAGUAUGCUGCAAGUAUAAAAGGAGAGAGGGCCCUGUGGCAGCAGAGGAUGAGAAAAAUGUCGCAGGAGGUUUACACACUGAAGACAGAGAAGGAGCAUUAUACGCAUCGGGUAGAGGAGCUGGAGAGGAGCUUGUCCAAACUCAAAAACCAGAUGGCUGAACCCUUGCCCCCGGAGCCCCCAGCAGUGCCCUCUGAGGUGGAGCUGCAGCACCUCAGGAAGGAACUAGAGAGAGUGGCAGGAGAGCUCCAGGCCCAGGUCAAAAACAAUCAGCACAUAAGUCUCCUGAACCGGCGACAAGAAGAGAGGAUUCGGGAGCAGGAAGACAGGCUUCGGAAGCAGGAGGAGAGGCUUCAGGAGCAGCACGAGAAGCUUCAGCAGCUGGCCAAGCCACAGAGCGUCUUCGAGGAGCCGAACAAUGAGAACAAGAGCGCACUGCAGUUGGAGCAGCAAGUAAAGGAGCUACAGGAGAAGCUUGGUGAGGAGCGCCUGGAAGCGGCCAGCCAGCAGAACCAGCAGCUAACAGCCCAGCCUAGCCUCAUGGCUCUCCCUGGGGAAGGACACGGAGGAGAACAUCUGGCCAGUGAGGGGGAGGAGGCACCUCAGCCCAUGCCGAGUGUCCCAGAGGACCUGGAGAACAGGGAGGCCAUGAGCAGCUUUAUGGACCACCUGGAGGAGAAGGCAGACCUGAGUGAGCUGGUCAAGAAAAAAGAACUUCACUUCAUCCACCACUGGCGAGAGAGAUGCCAUCAGAAAAUCCAUCACGUUUUAUCAGAACCAGGGGGCCGUGCCAAAGAUGCGGCACUGGGAGGAGGACACCAUCAGGCUGGAGCUCAGGGAGGAGAUGAAGGUGAAGCUGCUGGAGCUGCAGCAGAUGGUAUUGCGGCUUACAGCAACUACAACAAUGGGCACAGAAAAUUCCUGGCCGCUGCCCAGAACCCUGCUGAUGAGCCCGGUCCAGGAGCCCCAGCUCCCCAGGAGCUUGGGGCUGCAGACAAGCAUGGUGAUCUUUGUGAGGUGAGCCUCACCUCCUCUGCCCAAGGAGAGGCCAGGGAGGAUCCUCUCCUUGACAAGCCUACUGCACAGCCCAUCGUGCAGGACCACCAGGAGCACCCAGGCUUGGGCAGCAACUGCUGUGUGCCAUUCUUUCGCUGGGCUUGGCUGCCAAGAAGAAGGAGAUAAACAUCACCAUCAUCAAAGAGCUGCUCAAGAAAUUUUUAAAUAAGAAACCAAGUUAUGGGGUUAAUCUCCUACACAAUUCAUUUACUUCCUUUGAAUGUUAGAGUCACUCAUGAUUAUUUGUGUUUCUAAUUUAUAGUUUAAGUUUAUUUGUAAGAAGUUAAAAGAGAGUGGGUCUCUGUGGCUCUCACUGAUGUUCACUCUGGCAUCCUUUAGCAUUUUUCUUUUUUAAUUUCAUAAUUGUAGGUCAUUAGCAUGCAUAUCGAGUUCGCCCUUACGUGGUGGGAGUUCAAACACACGAAGACCCACUCUUUGCCCAAAACUGUUCUCGUUGGUUUGGAAUAGGCUCCCGUGCUUUUUUAAUGUUAUUGCAGCAUGUAUAUUCACUACAGAAUGCAGACAAAAUUUGCCUAUGUUCUGCUGUUGUUUGAUCUAAUCUUAAUCACAGUGAGCUCUUCGUUAGCUCAAUAUGUAGUUUGCCCCCAAGUGUGCACUGUUUAUUACUUUGUAAUAUGCCACUAUGAGUACUGACAUUUAGAGUUGUUUAAAGGCCAAGAACUGGAAACAGCCUUUCCUCCAUUUUCUGUGUAUUGGUGAUGGGAGUGAAACCUUUUGGGGGAGCUUUGUAAAUCUCACAGAAGAGGAAAGUGGCCUCCUCUGGCAGGUAUGUCCAGGAUAGAGUGUGUUUCAUCUGUUCCGGUGCCAGGAAUUAGCGGUGUAUUAUGGUGGUGCCCUUAGGAUUUGUAUGUGCUCUGGGCUCAUGAAGAUACUGCAUCAUGAGCUGCAGCAGUUGCAUUCUUUUUCGAUGACCUAAAAAGGGCUUAUUUCUGAGGAAUGAAAGGUUCCCAUCGUUGACUGUGGAUGUGGAAAACCUUUCCUAGCUUAGAGCAUUUGUAUCUACAAUACAUUUUAAAGUCAAGAGUUCGUGUUACCUGUUUUAAUCACAUGACUACAUGCCCGAGUACACAAAAGGGCACUGGUUGGCAUUCUUCUUAAUGUAUUUAGUGAAGAUCAUAAGAAAUCCUUUACGAGUUCAAAUGUCCCUGGAACAGGCAUACAGGCUCUAGUCAAGAAUGAAUUAGAGUGAAGGAAAGCUGUGUGCCACCUGGCAUUCCUCUCUGUUCAUGGAGAUUCUUUGAGGCUUGAAGAUUGAUUUUACCAUCUAGACCUCUUUGGCUAAUACCUAUUCUUCAACCACCUUGGUUAUUCUGACAUAGGAAUUUACUUCUUUUCCUUUGAAUGGAAAACACUUUAAAAAAUAAUAGAAACAUGAUUAUAAACUAAUAUAUGUGAGAUACUUAGUUGAAACAAAAAGGAGUUUUAGUAGAUGGUAUUAUACUAUCUUUGAAAAUCAAGGAGAAGUUUAUGAAACUUAAAAUGUGUACAAACUGCAGUGCAAUCUACUGUUCGUGAAUGUCAAUGUAUUAUCAGGAAACGUGUCUAUACAAUCACAGAGUUAUAUUUUCUCACAGACUUCUUUACAAAGUGAAAUAUGUUUUUGUACCUCUGGGUUUCUGUUAGGGACAUAUUUUGUGCAAUAUUUAUGUGAUUGUGCCUAUGCAUGAUGAAUGAAUGCACUUUAGUUAUAUAUUGCCUAAAUCGUAACUUGAUGAUGCUUGGGAAAGACUCAACAGUUAAAACUUCAUGAAGUUCUAAUGUCUGUGUUCCAAAACACAUCACAUUGUUAGGAUGCAGGGAGAUAGGUAUGUGUGCUCCCUGCGGUGGGGAUUUCUAGUUACUAGAUCAUCUCCAUUUUUAGCAUUUGGCAUCCUCAUGAUACUUCUAUAAAUAUGACAUUAACAGGAGAGCAACAAUACGAUUUUACCGAUGGAAUAACAGAUUUGCUGGCAUUCACUGAAAGAGUGCAAAUAUUCGGUCCUUGUGACUUCAACUGACUCUUCCAAAUUUUAUGAAUGUAUCAGUGUAUUAGAUAAACCCAGUUUCAGAAUGAUAAAGAAAAAAUGUUAGACCAAAUAAUGCGGCUAAUUAACAGUGGUCCGAUUUCUAGCCCGUGGGUUUAAAAUGCACUUAAAGUCCUGUUCUCGCCUUUUAUUUUCUGAACUUGCCGCUUUUGCAUUCUUUGAGUUCAGUUUAAAGACAGUUACUUUAAGAGCAUUUUAAACCCUCGGGCUAGAAAUCGGACCACUGUUAAUCAGCCACAUUAUUUGGUCUAACGUUUUUUCUUUUAUCAUUCUGAAACUGGGUUCAUCUAAUACAUUGAUAAAUUAUUUCAAAGGUACUUUUAUCGUUGAAAUCACUUCACUUUUACCGUGAUAAAUAUCAGUGACUAGGAAUGACCUUCGGAUAGCAUUUAGCAUCUGUAACCAAUCUGACAAUAAUGUGUUCAUGAGGUGCCUAUGGAUUAAAUCACACACUGGCAUAUUUAAGCUGAAGGUCAGUCUGGAAAAUGAAUUUACUAUAUUGACUGAAAUACCACUCUUUGUGUAGGCAUUUGUCAUAUAUUUAAGAAAAAGCUAAAAAGAAUGGAAAUUGUACGACAAUAACUGAAGUCUUUCUCCAAAGUGCAUGCAGUCUUUUGCGAUACCUCAUUCAGCUGAGCAUUUGUGCUCUUCCUCAUUCAGUAUAAGGCAGCUUUCAGUUUGCUUAGAAGGCAACAUUGGAAUGUUAGAGUUCAUCAGAAACAUAGAAUUUUAAACUGUGAGUUCCACUGAAUACAUUUUAAUUUCUGUAGGAAGAAUCAAAACACCUAUUUAAAGAUGGCAAUAUAUAAUAAUCAUUUUAAAAUUAUUUGAUUCAACCUGAUAAUUUUCCAGAAAUGAAAAAAAAAAAUCAGCUCUAAAACCAAAGCUGAUUUUAGAAAAUUUGAAAAUGUAAAUCAGCCCUAUCCAUAAUAUAGUUUCUCUAAAACUUUAUCUUAAAGAGUCAUUUUAAAAUAAUAUAACUAUUAAAAAAUGUAACUGCUAUCAAUGUUCUGAAAUAAUUUAAAACAUUUUAAAAUAUGAAUACUGUAGUAUAAAAGAAAGAAAUGGUGGGAACGAAAAGCAGAGAAAGAAAUGCCAAUUCCAGUCCAAAGUUUUAUUUGCCAAGUUUUCUUAGAAUGAAUUUUACCAGUUUAUGAAUUAUUGUAAACAGAAUGUGUCAUGGAAAUACUGAAAGAUUUUUCCCUAGAGUGGCCUUAUUGACUGCUGGUGUGAUGCCACUGUAAUGUAAUAAAUUAUUAAGUUGUUUCAA